Closterium sp. NIES-65 is the source of this 679-nucleotide messenger RNA. NCBI's taxonomy places the organism in Eukaryota, Viridiplantae, Streptophyta, Zygnematophyceae, Desmidiales, Closteriaceae. The record is from the annotation of a GenBank genome assembly.
GCGCCAUAUCUGCAAGGGAGGCAGUGAAGAAGGGGGAGAUGACCAUGGUGCAGUGGUGGUCGUGGCACAGCACCGAGUACCUGAGCUUGCCACCCUCGCAUGCCGGGUGCUCACUCAGCCCGUCUCGGCUUCCCCAUGCGAACAUGGCUGGGCACAGUGGGAAGGCGUCCACACCGCCCGCUGCAACCGGCUCAGGUCCGCUGCGGACCUCGUCUACAUUGCGCACAACUGGAACGAUGUGCGCAAUUGGUACAAUAAGGAUGGGGACAGCACGGUUAUGCCCGGUAACAUCCCGUAUGCCCCUAUCCCCCCUAGCUAUAACAUGGAUGAGGAGGAGGAUGACAUGCUGGGGGCGGAAGGAGAGGAUGCAGUUCUGGCGGAUGAGUAUGGGGAAGGGGCGGUACGUCGCCCCGGCAAGGGCAAAGGGGGCAAGGGCGCUGGAGGGGCUGGCGGGGGCAGUGAAGGUGGCGGUGGAGGCAAUGGAGGGGGUGGGGAUGGUGGUGGGAGUGGUGGCCGGGGUGGAGGUGUAGGUGGCGGCAGUGGAGGCGGAGGCGGAGGCGGCGGUGGCGGAGGCGGCGGUGGCGGUGGCGGUGGGAUGGAGGUGGCGGCGGUGGAGGAGGAGGCGGCGGAGGAGGUGGAGCUGGUCGGGGUAGCUGCGUCGGGUGUGUCCCAGCAGUAG